CUUGAUGCUACUUUCUCAAAAAUGUCUGCAGUAAUUGACGAAAUACUAAGCGGGAUAAUGCCUAAUUUUGAUAACCGUAGUAUCUGAACCCCCUUUUUGUAAAAGCACUUCAAAAAUAAAAAGAUAAACAUCUUUCAAAUACUAACUCGGCUCAUCGAUUUAACGAAGUUGAGAAGAAUUUCAACUCCGUGAUUACUGUUGUUUACAGAAGAUUUUAGUGGUCAGCAACAGCAACAUGACAACUCAAAUACUGACUCUUUUUUGAAUUGGGAGGACAAUUAUGAUGGUACGGAAAAUGAUCUUUUAGAUUUAUUUCUGUUCUAUGUUGAUGACUUAUGUGAGGAAAAAAUAAAAGAGCUCAGUAUGCAAAUUAAGUUAUAUGGCUUGAUAUCUUGUGUAGUAACGACAGCGUUUGUUUUGGCUGGACUUUUGUUUUUCACAAUAUGGUUGUUCACUUUGGUUGGAAAAUCCGACUCCAGUGAAGGGAACGAUUAUGCCUUAGAGCAUGAUUUCAGUUCUGACGUCGAGACAUCAAGUAAGAAAAAUAAUGAUGAAAAGCUUUUGAGUAAAGAAUCCACAAUUAAAGAAGUUUACACUUCUAAAUGGGAUCUUCCCAGUAAAAUCAAGGAAAAAGCAAUGUUUUGGAAAGCAACAACUUCUCGAGACUCAGUCAACGACUAUGGCUAUGAUAGCCUCAUUGACAUCUACGCAAACGAAACAGCAGAUGUUUCCAGAAUAUCUGGAAGUUUUGGUGCAGGUUUCAAGUUUGCUGGUGAAGUUGACGAUUAUAGCAAUAUGAGUAUCGGUGACAUUCAUUUCAAGAAAAUUCGCAGUGAUGAUGAUUUUUACGAAGAUGAUAGACUAUCAGAAUCGACUGAUGGAAUUGAAGAUUAUACUACUGCUAGAAUAACUUCAAAGACUGAGAAUAGCUUUCAAACAUUUUCUUCUGCAAUUCUGGAUACUGCAUCUAUAGCAGAUUCUAGAUCUUUCUCCUCAACUGCAAACUUGGUAAGUUUUCAGAACAUUUCUUUGAUAGCCGAUGAAGACGAAGACAAUGAAGACGAAGAUGAUGAAGAUAGUGGGUAUGGCAAUAAAAUCAUUGAAAGCUAUAAUAAUUCAAUUGGUCAAAGGGUUAGCAGAUCGGAUGGGGAUAUGUUAUCGAGGUCUGGAAGCCUGAAGAACAAAGAGUCGGAAAUCUCAGAUAGCAAAAUUCAUACUAUCAACAUGUCGAAGAUUGGACCAACCUAUUUGUAUGUCUACUUGAAUAUGAUAUAUGGAAACUGGGAUGAAUUUGAAUACCAGAGUGUUUUGUCAGGCAACGAUGCUGUCAGUGACAAAUUGAAUGAAAAAAUCAUUAAAAAAAUUUUGAAAACAUUAAACAAAAGAGCAAUUGAUGAUUUCAGAAAGGAGAAAAUGCUUGAGAAGUUGGAGAUCUUGAGGUUUGCUUUUAUUACUGAGACAUAUCAUGAGCUCAUUUUGAAAAGUGUGAUGAAUAAUGUCAAAUUUUUAGGUGAAGUUAUCAAAGACGAUAAGGUUGCAGAGAAUGUCAAGCGUGAUAUUUUCCAAAUGUUCCAUUGUUCUUUCUGGUAUGAGAGUAAGACCCCGUUGACAUUUGAGUUUGCUAAGCAGCUCAUUAAGAAUAGUAUUGACUCUUUGAGCCGGAUGAAUGUCGAUUCUGUCGGGUUCAAAGACGGGAUAAGGUGUUUGCAUCGGAUAUUGGUCUAUUCCAACAUUGACGAUUUCAUUGGGGAAGUUUUUGAUGAAUGUUUCAAAAAGGUUAAUAACCUGAAUUUUGAAAAGCAGAAUGUAGUCUGGGAACUAUUGAAGUUGGUAAUUUGCGAGUGGAUGCUUGAAGCCGAUCGGAUUGAGGAGAUUAAAGAUAUUUAUACUAAAUUGCAAGGCAACAUCAAUGUACUUGUGGAUGAGUAUGUCGAAAAAGACAACUCUAAAUACCAAGAGUUUAUACUUAUUUGGAAGAUGUUGAGAGAGAGCAGCACUAACGGGGCGCUUGACCUUGAUGGUGGUGGAAGUGGGAGUGCUGUUACUGAUGAGAACUACAAUCCGAACUACCGAAUCAAGAAGAGAUAUAACUCGGUGAGCAAGGUAAAGCGGAAAUUGUCGGUCACAAAAAAGAGGAAGAGCCGGAGCAGUAAUAAUGGGAGUGAGGGGUCCAUUGCUAGACAGGAGUUAAGGGACGUAACGAAUGUUACAAAAGCGUCUGAUUAAAUAACUAUAUAAACGAGGAAAGGGUUAAAGAAAGUAAGAAAAAAGUAAGAAAGGGAGAAACGAAAUAAUGAAAACGAAGUAGAGUAAAUAAGAAAUU
Pichia membranifaciens NRRL Y-2026 is the source of this 2323-nucleotide messenger RNA. RefSeq lists its product as hypothetical. Lineage: Eukaryota; Fungi; Ascomycota; Pichiomycetes; Pichiales; Pichiaceae. The transcript has a single exon. The record is from RefSeq and is a predicted model, not a curated record. The coding region runs from base 364 to 2226 and encodes 620 amino acids.